AUGGGGUGGGGGCUGCGGGCGGGGGGCGGCGGCGGCCGCGCGUCCUGUGCGGUCCCGGCUGGAAACUUUGAUGCGGGGCUGAGUCAGGGGCGGCGGCGGCGGCACCUGCGGGAGCCCCCGCGCGUGGGGGGCCCACCCGCGGCGGUGGGGGGGGGGACGACAGCGGGGGGGGGGUCCCUCUGCUUCCCCCGUAUCCCCGAAAUCCCCCCCCCAAAACGCCGCACCGACCCCGCAAAGCGAACCCCGCCGCGUUCACACCUGGGCAACCCCACGCGUGCUUCCCCCCCCCCCCCCCGCCGCGGGCCCGCCGCCCCCACGCGUGUCCCAGGGGGGGCGCGGCCGCCGCGGGCGGGCAGGUGCGCCGGGGCCGUUUGCGGUUUGAGGCGCGGCCGCAGCUGCCCGUGGCCCGGGGCCACGCGGGUGGACGCGCCCGGUCCCGUGGGGUGUGGGGCGUGUGGGGCGCGCGGGGGUGCGGGGCAGGGGAUCCACCCGCGGACCCCCCCCCCCCCCCACGCACCGCGGAAUCGCCCCCGAGACCUCCCCACGGGGGUCGCCCGGUCGCCGUCCCCCCCACCACGCGUGUCCGCGGCCGGCACUUACGUGUCAUGGCGGGACGCGGGGGUCCUUCCGCGGGGUCCCCACGGGGCUCGGCGGGGGCCGGACCCACGCGGGAGCGCGGGGGGCGCGGGCGGGGGGCGGCGGGGGUCGCACUCGGCCCCGCCGGCGCCCACGGGCGCGCUCGAGGCCCCGCUCCCACGGGAGGGUCGCGCCGGCGGUGUCGCGGCAGGGUCACCGGCGGCGGCGGCGCGGCGCGGGGGGACACGCGCUCACCCACGCGGCGUGACCCGCUCACGGCCGCUCCCACGCGCCGCGACACGCCGCCGCCGCGGCCGCGCCGCCUCUGCCACACUCGCGGUCACACCGCCGCCGCUCUCCGUGGCACUCUCCCACGGCCACGCUGCCACUCGCCGUGUCCCCGCUGCCACCGGCGCGCUCGUGGGGACGGACGGGACGGGACACGCGCUCCCGCUGCCACCCGCGCUGCCACUCGCCGGGACGGUCCCCACGCGCCGGGAGGGUCCCCACGCGCCGGGACGGUCCCCACGCGCCGUGACACGCUCCCACUCCCACUCUCUCUCCCUCUCUCUCUCUCUCGCGCCCCCCCCCUCACACUUUGUCCCCUCCCCGCCGCGUCCCCCCCGUCACGGCCGCGUCCCCGGCGCCACCCGCGUGGGGCGUGUGUGGGGGGACCCUGGCGUGGGAGCGGCCGGGCCGAGUGUCCGCGUGUCCGGGUGUCCCCGCCAACGGCCCGGGGGGAGCGAAACCCCCCACGGCGGCCCCCGGACACGCGCGACCCCCCCGGGACCCCCCCCGGACGGCGAGGGACCCCCGCGCACCGGCUGCGGCGGCGCGGAGCGGCGGGGGGGGCGGGGGGGCGGCGGUGACCGGGGCCGGUGCCGCGGGGUCGGGGACCGGAGAGGGGCACCGGGGGCGCACCUGGGGCGGGGGGGCCGGGGCUCACCUGGAGCGGCGCCGAACCCGCACCGGGGGUACCGGGAGCGGAACCGAACCCGCACCGGGGGGUACCGGGAGCGGAACCGAACCCGCACCGGCGGUACCGGGAGCAGCACCGAACCCGCACCGCGGGUACCGGGAGCGGAACCGAACCCGCACCGGGAGUACCGGGAGCGAGGGGGGCACCGGGACCGAUCCCGAACCUGGAGCAAGCCGCACCUGGACCUGUCCCGCACCGGGACCGGGAGUACCGGGAGCGGGGUCACACCUGGACCGGGGAGUCCCGGCAUCGGCCCCGAACCUGGCCCGGGCCGUACGGGGAACGGCCCGGGUGGUACCGGGAGCGGCGCCGCACCUGGACCGGGUCAUCCCGGAGCCGGUCCCGAGAGGGGAUCGGCCCCGCCUCCGGAACCGGCACCGGAGCCCGAAUCCGCACCGGUACCGCGGGGGUCCCGGAGCCGUCCGGACCGCGCCGCUCCCGGCACCGGGGGGGACCCCGCGCUCCCGCACCUGAGCCGGGGCCGCACCUGCACCAGGUUGGACCGGACCGGGCCGGCACCGGGGGCACCCCGGCCCCGCACCGCGUCCCCCCCCCGCCGCUCCCCCUCGCGCGUGGCCGUGGGGACCCCCCCGGGCCCCCCCCGCUCUGACUCAGCCCCCCCCCCCCCGGGAUGUCUCACCGCGCCCCCCCCCCCCGGUUCGCCCCACGCGCGUCAGCACCGGGACCCCCCCGGAAACCCCGGGCGGCCGCAGGGCCCCCCCGGCCCCCCCCCCGGCCCCGCCGCGCUGCGUCAGCACCGGGACCCCCCCGGACCCCCGUCCCGCCCCCAAUUCCCGGGAAAACGCCCCCUGGAAAAGGGGAGCCCCCCCCGCGCUGUCCCGCGGGGCCCCCCCCGGGAGCGCCGGGGCGGCUUUGGGGGCCGGGGGGGGGACAAUCGGUGGCCACCGCGGUCGCCCCGGGUGGCCCCGGGGGGGGGGGGCCGGGCCGGGCCGUGCGUCAGGCGGUGA
Vidua macroura (Pin-tailed whydah) is the source of this 2523-nucleotide messenger RNA. RefSeq names its product basic proline-rich protein-like. NCBI's taxonomy places the organism in Eukaryota, Metazoa, Chordata, Aves, Passeriformes, Viduidae. The coding region runs from base 1 to 2523 and encodes 840 amino acids. The record is from RefSeq and is a predicted model, not a curated record. The transcript is spliced from 3 exons.